AUGGAGUCGAAUCAGCAGCUGCCGCAGCAAGAUGCCCCCGGCUCCUUGAGCUGGCGGUUGAGCUCGCAUCCCAUUACCCUCUUGACCUUUCUUACGUUCCGGAUAUCAAGCGUUCUUGUGUACUUCCUCGGCUUGUGGAUCAUCAAGAGCAUGAUCAUGAUCUUCAUCAUCACCAUCCUCCUCCUCGCCGCCGACUUCUACUACCUCAAGAACAUCGCCGGCCGCCGCCUCGUCGGUCUGCGCUGGUGGAACGAGGUAGACCCCCAGACGGGCGACUCGCAGUGGGUGUUCGAGAGCAGCGAGCCCGGCACCAAGACGGUCAACGCGACCGACAGCCGCUUCUUCUGGCUCGCGCUCUACGUCCAGCCGGUUCUCUGGAUCCUCCUCGCCAUCUUUGCGCUCGUCAGGUUGCAGUUCUUGUGGUUGCCGCUUGUCGUCAUCGCUCUCGUCUUGACCAUCAUGAACGCCAUGGCCUUCUCCCGGUGCGACAAGUUCAGCCACGCGUCCGGCAUCGCCGGCAGCGCCCUGUCCUCGGGCGGUUUGGCGGGGAGCAUCGCGACUAACAUGGUGGGACGGCUGUUCAACCGCGGUUGA
This is a messenger RNA of Colletotrichum karsti, 594 nucleotides long. RefSeq names its product golgi apparatus membrane protein tvp23. Gene Ontology annotation, cellular component: Golgi membrane. The transcript has 4 exons. Bases 1 to 594 code for a protein of 197 amino acids. The record is from RefSeq and is a predicted model, not a curated record. Lineage: Eukaryota; Fungi; Ascomycota; Sordariomycetes; Glomerellales; Glomerellaceae. Gene Ontology annotation, biological process: vesicle-mediated transport; protein secretion.